CAGCAGCGACAGCUAUGGGACGGUAUUAUCCUGACCGAGAAUUUUUAAAAAGAAGAAUAGGAAAAUAAAUGCUGCGUCUACGGUGUAAACUAAAAAUGUUCGCUUUUUCUGUCUGGCAUAAAGAGCUUGAGGACCGAACUGGUCAGAUGGUGUGCCUCUACUGAAUACAGUGGAGGAAGGGGCGUUCGAAAGGGGGGCUUUAAGGUUUCUAUCUCCAAGUUUGCCACAGCUAUAGUCACUAUUAUAAAGUUCAAUUCUUUAUGGAAGGAGCAAUGUCUGUGGGUACGCAACCUGAUACGAGGAAGUUCACGCGGGGUCUGAACAAACCAGGAACCGCAGCAGAGUUGAGACAGAGCGUCUCUGAGGUUGUGAGGACGUCGGUGUUGAUGGUGAAGCCUAAGGUCAUCGAGCCGCUGGACUACGAGAGCGUUCUUCUGCAGAGGAAGACCCAGAUCAUCAGUGAUGUGCUACGGGACAUGCUCCAGUUCCCUCCGGAUGACUUCCAGAUGUCCACCCUCAGGCGUCAGGGUAGAACCACGUUCUCCACGGUGCCGGGGAGCGCUGAGAAGGAAGCCCGCAGUCUGUUCGUCCAGGAGUGUAUCAAGACAUACAAGUCGGACUGGCAUGUGGUCAAUUACAAAUAUGAGGAUUAUUCCGGAGAUUUCCGCCAGCUCCCAAAUAAGGUGUCCAGACCGGAGAAGCUCCCGGUCCAUCUGUUUGAGGUAGAUGAAGACAUGGAGAAAGAUGAGGACACAGCCUCCCUGGGCUCUCAGAAAGGAGGGGUCUCUAAACAUGGCUGGCUGUAUAAAGCCAACAUGAACAGCGCUAUUAGUGUCACAAUGAGAUCCUUCAAGAGGAGGUACUUCCACUUGGCCCAGCUUGGGGACGGUUCCUACAACCUCAACUUCUACAAGGAUGAGAAGACCUCUAAGGAGCCCAAAGGAACCAUCUUCCUAGACUCCUGCAUGGGGGUGGUCCAGAACAGCAAAGUGCGUCGGUUUGCUUUUGAGCUGAAGAUGCAGGACAAGAGCACGUACCUGCUGGCGUCAGACAGCGAGGGGGAGAUGGACGACUGGAUCUGCACCCUCAACAAGAUCCUCCACAGCAGCUUUGAACUGGCCAUGCAGGAGAAGAGGAAUGGAGACCUGCAUGACGAUGAUGAACUUUUAAAGACUGACCUGUCCACAGAAAGUUUUCAGGACAGUUUUCAGACCGCCAGAGAUAUUGAGUCCAAGAUGAGGAGUGAGACUCGCCUGAAGCUGUUCACUCUGGACCCAGACACACAGAAACUAGACUUCUCAGGGAUCGAGCCGGAUGUGAGGCAGUUUGAGGAGAAGUUUGGCAAGCGUGUGCUGGUGAACUGCAAUGACCUGUCCUUCAACCUCCAAAGCUGUGUUGCUGAAAACGACGAUGGGCCGACUACUAAUGUGGAGCCCUUCUACGUGGUCCUGUCUCUCUUCGACGUUCAGAACAGCAGGAAGAUCUCAGCAGACCUCCAUGUGGACCUCAAUCACCCUCUGGUCCGGCAGAUGACAUCUGGCUCUUGGUCAGGAGGGUCGGGGUCGGAUCAGCGCGUCAACGGAGGGGUAGAUGGACCGCUGGGGGGCGACAGACAGAUCAACGGGCUACCAGAGGGGGCGCUUCAGUACCCUAGGAAGGGGGUGUUUUCUGUGACGUGCCCCCAUCCUGAGAUCUUCCUUGUGGCCCGGAUAGAGAAGAUCCUACAGGGGGGGAUCACCCACUGUACUGAACCCUACAUGAAGAACACUGACUCCACCAAGGUGGCUCAUAAGGUGUUGAAGAAUGCUAGGGCAGCCUGUAGCCGACUGGGCCAGUACAGGAUGCCGUUCGCAUGGGCAGCCAGGCCUGUGUUCAAAGACGCAUCAGGGACUCUGGACAAAAGCGCUCGCUUCUCCACGCUCUACAGACAGGACAGCAGCAAGCUGUCAGACGAGGACAUGUUAAAACUGCUGACAGACUUCAGGAAACCAGAGAAGAUGGCCAAGCUUCCGGUGAUAUUAGGGAACUUAGACGUGACCAUAGACAACGUGGCUCCAGAUGUGACAAAUUGUGUCACUUCCUCCUACAUCCCUGUGAGGAACUUUGAGGGCAACGAGCCAGGCAGCGCUCUACUGGAAGUGGAGGAGUUUGUUCCGUGUAUCGCUAAGUGUUCCCAGCCCUUCACUAUCUACAACAACCACCUCUAUGUCUACCCCAAACACCUGAAAUACGACGGGCAGAAAGCCUUCGCUAAGGCAAGGAACAUUGCGGUUUGUGUUGAGUUCAAAGACUCAGACGAAGAGGACGCUCAGCCCAUAAAGUGUAUCUACGGCCGUCCAGGAGGACAGCUCAUCACCAAGCAGGCCUACGCUGCCGUCUUACACCACCAACAGAACCCAGAGUUCUACAACGAGAUUAAGAUGGAGCUGCCCACCCAGCUCCAUGAGAAGCACCACCUCCUCUUCACCUUCUACCACGUCAGCUGUGACAGCAACAGCAAGAAGAAGGACCUCGUGGAGACUCCAGUGGGGUCUGCGUGGUUGCCCCUGCUCAGGGAUGGCAGGGUCAUCAUGAACGAGCAGCAUCUACCUGUCGCUGCCAGCCUGCCCCCUGGGUACCUCGCCAGCCAGGAUGGCACUGUCAAGCACUCGGGUCCAGAGAUCAGAUGGGUGGAUGGAGGGAAGACCUUGUUUAAAGUAUCGACUCAUCUCGUCUCCACUGUUUACACCCAGGACCAACAUCUACACAACUUCUUCCACCACUGCCAGAGCAUGGAGAGUUCAGAACAGGCAUCUGAGGCAGAGCUGGUCAAGUACCUGAAGAGCCUUCAUGCCAUGGAGGGUCAUGUGAUGGUCAAUUUCCUGCCAACUAUUCUGAACCAGCUGUUUCGCGUUCUGACCAGAGCCAACCACGAGGACGUGGCGGUCAAUGUGACCAGGGUGAUGGUGCAUGUUGUAGCUCAGUGUCACGAGGAAGGCCUUGAACAUUAUCUGAGAUCCUAUGUUAAGUUUGUGUUUAAGCCUGAACCGUACAUGACCAGCAGUGUGAAGAUGGUCCAUGAGGAGCUAGCUAAAGCCAUGACAGCUAUACUCAAACCCUCCACUGACUUUCUCACAAGCAACAAGCUGCUCAAGUACUCGUGGUACUUCUUUGAAGCCUUAGUGAAGUCUAUGGCUCAGCACUUGAUUGAGAGUGGGAAGGUCAAGCUGUCUAGGAACCAGCGCUUCUCUGCAUCCUACCACCAUGCGGUGGAGACCCUGGUCAACAUGCUGAUGCCUCACAUCACCCAGAAAUACAAGGACAACCUGGACGCAGCCAGGAACGCCAACCACAGCCUGGCCGCGUUCAUCAAGCGCUGUUUCACCUUUAUGGACAGAGGCUUUGUCUUCAAGCAGAUUAAUAACUACAUCAACUGCUUCUUACCUGGAGACCCCAAGACGCUGUACGAGUUUAAGUUUGAGUUCCUGCGGGAGGUGUGUAACCAUGAGCACUACAUCCCUCUCAACCUGCCCAUGCCCUUCGGAAAAGGCAGGAUCCAGAGAUUUCAAGACCUGCAGCUGGACUACUCGCUGACUGAUGACUUCUGUCGAAACCACUUCCUGGUUGGGCUGCUGCUGAGGGAGGUGGGCGGAGCCUUGCAGGAGCUCCACGACAUCCGUCAGAUCGCUAUCCAGGUGCUGAAGAGCCUGAUGAUCAAACAUACCUUCGACGAACGCUACUCUGCCAAGAGUCAGCAGUCCAGACUGGCCACCCUUUACCUGCCUCUGUUUGGCCUGCUCCAAGACAACGUCUACAGGCUCAACGUCAAGGAGAGCUCCCCCUUUACAACCAACCACUCCAACAAUGGCAGAGAUGACUCUCUGAUCGGGGUGUCCAUGGCAUCUCCUCCAAGGCUGGGGGGUUGCCUGGACAACAGUCUACACAAGGAUGUGUUUGGGGUCAUAUCUGGCACAGCCUCUCCCCACACCUCCACCCACAACAUCAGCUCUGUGCACAAUGACUCACGAGGCUCCCUGGUCAGCACUGACUCUGGGAACAGCCUGCUGGACAAGAGCAGCGACAAGACCAACUCCCUGGAGAAGAACCAGUGUGCAUCUGCCCUGGGCAGCUCUCUCCUGCGCUGUGACAAACUGGACCGGGACGAGAUCAAGAACCUGCUCAUGUGCUUCCUGCACGUGCUGAAGAGCAUGUCAGAUGAUGCUUUGUUCACGUACUGGAAUAAAGCUUCACCGUCAGAGCUCAUGGACUUCUUCACACUGGUGGAAGUGUGUCUCCACCAGUUCAGGUACAUGGGGAAGAGAUUCAUUGCCAGGAGCCAGGAGGGGGCGGGCCCUGUCGUGCAGGACAGGAAGUCUCUGACUCUGCCUGUGUCUCGUAACAGGGCGGGAAUACUACACGCCCGCCUGCAGCAGCUGGGCUGUCUGGAGAGCUCACACACCUUUAACAACACAUACUCUCAAGCGGACACGGACGUGUGCAGCCAGUCCCUGCUGGAGGCCAGCGUCACCACGGAGGUGUGUCUGACUGUUCUGGACACGCUCAGCACCUUCAUCAAGGGCUUCAAGACCCAGCUGAGCUCUGACCUGGGCCACAACCCGCUGAUGAAGAAAGUGUUCCAGGUGCACCUGUGCUUCCUUCAGAUCCCCCAGUCAGAGGCAGCGCUCAAGCAGGUCUUCACCUCGCUGCGCACCUUCAUCUACAAGUUCCCAUGUACGUUCUUCGACGGCCGGGCUGACAUGUGUGCAUCUCUGUGCUAUGAGAUCCUGAAGUGCUGCAACUCCAAACUGAGCUCCAUCCGCAGUGACGCUGCCCACCUCCUCUACUUCCUCAUGAAGAGCAACUUUGACUACACGGGCCGCAAGUCCUUCGUCCGCACACACCUGCAGGUGGUGAUUGCCGUCAGUAAGCUAAUCGCCGAUGUCAUUGGCAUUGGAGGAACCCGCUUCCAGCAGUCUCUCUCCAUUAUCAACAACUGUGCCAACAGCGACAAGACCAUUAAACACACCGCGUUCCCUUCGGACGUGAAGGACCUCACCAAGCGGAUCCGGACGGUGCUGAUGGCCACGGAGCAGAUGAAGGAGCACGAGAAGGACCCGGAGAUGCUGGUGGACCUGCAGUACAGCCUGGCCAAGUCCUACGCCAGCACGCCCGAGCUGCGCAAGACCUGGCUGGACAGCAUGGCCCGCAUUCACAACAAGAACGGAGACCUGUCUGAGGCAGCUAUGUGCUAUGUCCAUGUAGCAGCUCUUGUGGCGGAGUAUCUAUGGAGGAAAAGUAUGUUUAGGCAGGGCUGUUCAUCAUUCCGCGUCAUCACACCCAACAUUGAUGAGGAGGCGGCCAUGAUGGAAGACGUAGGCAUGCAGGACGUGCACUUCAGUGAGGAGGUGCUGAUGGAGCUGCUGGAGGAGUGUGGUGAUGGCCUGUGGAAGGCUGAGCGCUACGAGCUCAUCUCUGACGUGUACAGGCUCGUCAUCCCCAUCUACGAGCAGCGGCGGGACUUCGAGAAACUGACCCACCUGUAUGACACACUGCACCGGGCCUACACCAAGGUGAUGGAGGUGAUGCACACUGGCAAGAGGCUGCUGGGAACCUACUUUAGAGUGGCCUUCUUUGGUCAGGGCUUCUUUGAGGAUGAGGAUGGUAAGGAGUACAUCUACAAGGAGCCCAAGUUCACGCCUCUCUCUGAGAUCUCCCAGAGGCUCCUCAAGCUCUACUGCGACAAGUUUGGUCAGGAGAAUGUGAAGAUGAUCCAGGACUCUGGCAGGGUGAACCCAAAGGACCUGGACUCUAAGUAUGCCUACAUCCAGGUGACCCAUGUGACCCCCCACCUGGAGGACAAAGAGCUGGAGGACAGGAAGACGGACUUUGAGAAGAGCCACAAUAUCCGUCGCUUCGUCUUUGAGACGCCCUUCACCGUGUCCGGGAAGAAGCAGGGUGGGGUGGAGGAACAGUGCAAACGCAGGACCGUCCUCACCACCACCCACUGUUUCCCCUACGUGAAGAAGCGGAUAGCGGUGAUGUACCAGCACCAGACGGACCUUAGCCCCAUCGAGGUGGCCAUCGACGAGAUGACCGCCAAGGUGUCCGAGCUGAGGCUGCUGUGCUCUGCCUCUGAGGUGGACAUGAUCCGCCUUCAGCUCAAACUGCAGGGCAGCAUCAGCGUCCAGGUGAAUGCAGGUCCCCUGGCCUACGCCAGAGCUUUUCUAGAUGACAGUGGAGAAAAGAAAUACCCCGACAACAAGGUCAAACAACUCAAGGAGGUGUUCAGGCAGUUUGUGGAUGCCUGUGGCCAGGCCCUGGGGGUGAAUGAGCAGCUCAUCAAGGAGGAUCAGCAGGAGUACCACGAUGAGAUGAAGGCUAACUACAGAGACCUGGCCAAAGAGUUGUCCAACAUCAUGCAUGAGCAGAUCAUCGCUGUUGAGUAUGGGUCGCGAAACACACUUUCUCAUUCGCUAGGCAUCUUCAACGCCAUCAGUGGCACGCCAACCAGCACCAACAUCCAGGGUGUCUCAAGCUCCGCCUCCAUGGUCUGACCUAUCAACCCGGAACCCUGCCACGCCCCAUUGUGUUCCCAUGGUGAUGGAGUGAAAAGAGAGAUACAAGGGACCUCAUCGCCUCCUACGAUCGAAUAAGUGAAGAGUUGACGAGUUGACGAGUUGUCAUAUAAAUAUAUCCCUGUGAUUGGUUCAGAUGAGUCUCUGUGAAGAGCUGGAUUACAAUAUUGACGAUACUCAGAUGACAGACGAGAGCCAAUGUGAUGGUCUCUAUAUACCAACCAACACAACUGGGAGAGACAUUUUAAAAUAUUUUCUAUGUUUCCUGUGGAGACCUCCUGCACCUAGUAACCCGAAGCAUCAAGAACAUGACAUAAAUACUAGUUGACAUCAAUCCUUCAGUACUCUUAAAGGUCUUAUAGGCCUUCUGUUCUCCACCUUUGUAUUUUCUAUGACAACUGCUGUACAGUACUCAGUAUUCAACUCCCUGUAUGAUAGUUUUACAGUUUAAGAUGUGUGUUGGUUUUGGACAGUACUGACACUUAUAUCUAGUAAGGGGUAUCUUUUCAUGCCCCUUAUGUAUUCAAGCUUGUAGAAGGGCUUGAUGGUUCUUUUUAUGUAGCAACAUUUUUUCAUAACAAUUCCUGUGAAUAUACCUACUGUAUAGACCAUUUAUGUAAAGUCAAAUAUAAGUAUAGAAUACAUUUAGAGCUAAGGCAAUUGUAAUGUCCCUACCUGUUUCUGCCUAGAAAAGAGCGCAAUAUCCUCUACCCUGUCAGAACCUUUACUUCACAUGACCACUCCUGCCAAAGCAACCACUUGUACUGUGUAUGACUAUGCUAUAGACAAGGAUUCUCUAAUACAGGUUUUACUUUUCUAUAUUAAUUUUGUCAAUCAUUGGGGAAGUGAAAUUGUAAAAACAAAUAUCAAAUUGCCUGUUUGAAAAAUGUAAAUAUUGUCUAUUGUUUUGCUUUUAAUUAAAGUUUACUUGAAAGUAGCAUGUGUGUGAAUAAAACUAGAUCAACUUUUUUGGGGGGGUUAAAGUAAGUUAACCCUAUGCUGUGUAGUGUAGAAGGGGGUUUAUAAAAGUUGUUCUCUAUUGAAUACCUCUUUCUUCCUCGUAGGUUUCCCAUUAUAAGGAAGCUGUCUGAGAUGUGCGCAACUGAGAGGAUAUAGCUUUAAUGAUCCAUAUCCUUAUUUGCUUUUGCCCAUAAAGUAAUCCUUUGAAUUUUAGCCUUCCUGUAAAUGUUUUAUGAAUACUAAUGAGCAUUUUUUAUUUAUUAGGCCAUUAAGAUCAGGCAGAGAUAAACGGUUGCUGCUUGUUUUGA
This is a messenger RNA of Osmerus eperlanus (European smelt), 7822 nucleotides long. It is a transcript of the gene dock9b, whose product is annotated as dedicator of cytokinesis 9b. NCBI's taxonomy places the organism in Eukaryota, Metazoa, Chordata, Actinopteri, Osmeriformes, Osmeridae. Gene Ontology annotation, biological process: positive regulation of GTPase activity; small GTPase-mediated signal transduction. The record is from RefSeq and is a predicted model, not a curated record. Gene Ontology annotation, molecular function: guanyl-nucleotide exchange factor activity. The coding region runs from base 261 to 6533 and encodes 2090 amino acids. The transcript has 53 exons.